Pichia kudriavzevii is the source of this 459-nucleotide messenger RNA. RefSeq lists its product as uncharacterized. Gene Ontology annotation, cellular component: membrane. Lineage: Eukaryota; Fungi; Ascomycota; Pichiomycetes; Pichiales; Pichiaceae. The coding region runs from base 1 to 459 and encodes 152 amino acids. The transcript has a single exon. The record is from RefSeq and is a predicted model, not a curated record.
AUGUCUUCCUUAUCAACAGUCCCCAUUGUACACAACCGUCAGGCUUCUAAGUUUGUCCUAGUUCUCUCCGCAGUGGUGUUUCCACCGCUUGCUGUCUUUCUUGUAGACGGCUUCUCUAAGGAAACGUUACUUUGUGCCCUAAUGACAGUAUUUGGUUUACACGUUGCGGGAACGGCAUAUGCCAUAUACUUCCUCUGGCCGUACUUGGCAGACAACGUCCCGCUAGCUGACAUUGGCGCCUCCUCCAACGCUGAGACCGUCAACGGAUACACCCGUUUGGAGACCAACACCACCACCACCAACCACGACGAGGAGGCACUCUCACAAUACAAAGAUCUACCUCCUCCUUAUCCUGCCAACAUCACAGAUAACACCGAAGGCAAUACUGGGGAAGAAACCCUGCACACUCAUCCAGAAACACCCUCCUUCUCAGGUGACCAUAAGAUACAACUGCCAUGA